AUGAACGAAAAUCUAUUUGCCUCUUUCAUUACCCCUACACUUAUAGGUCUCCCUAUUGUCCUUCUUAUUAUUAUAUUUCCCAAUUUACUCUUUCCUUCACCUACUCGACUAAUAAACAACCGUUUAGUAUCAUUCCAACAAUGACUAAUUCAACUUGUACUAAAACAAAUAAUGGCAAUGCACAACCCUAAAGGACGUACCUGAUCCUUAAUACUAAUUUCAUUAAUUAUAUUUAUUGGCUCAACUAACCUUCUAGGCCUUCUACCUCAUUCUUUCACACCUACAACCCAAUUAUCAAUAAACUUAGGAAUGGCCAUCCCUCUAUGAGCAGGAGCCGUAAUCACCGGAUUCCGUCAUAAGACUAAAGCAUCAUUAGCCCACUUUCUCCCACAAGGAACCCCAAUUCCUCUAAUCCCUAUACUUAUUAUUAUUGAGACAAUUAGCCUUUUUAUUCAACCUAUAGCAUUAGCUGUACGAUUAACAGCUAAUAUUACAGCUGGUCAUCUUCUUAUACAUUUAAUUGGAGGAGCAACUCUUGUAUUAACAUCUAUUAGCCCUCCCACAGCUAUUCUUACUUUUAUUAUUCUCGUCCUAUUAACAAUACUCGAAUUUGCAGUUGCAUUAAUUCAAGCCUAUGUUUUUACCCUCUUAGUAAGUCUUUAUUUACACGAUAAUACUUAA
Messenger RNA from Ictidomys tridecemlineatus (thirteen-lined ground squirrel), 681 nucleotides. Lineage: Eukaryota; Metazoa; Chordata; Mammalia; Rodentia; Sciuridae. The record is from the annotation of a RefSeq genome assembly.